AUGAAUUGAAACCUGAAUUUGAUAAUUUGGUUAAUGCAGCAAAACUAUUUUCGCCAGGAGACCAUUAUGUUUAUAUUGAUAUAAGAAAUAAUGAAGUCUUUCGGGGUCCACCUAACAAAACAACAAAUGCCAAACAUCCUGGUCCAACUAGAUCACUUACUAUGUCACCAACUAUAAGAAAUUCAGAUGACCAAAAUUAUAAAGAGCUAACUAUACAUGGUGCUAAAAAAGAAAGUGAAACUAUCCCUGGAG
Racocetra fulgida is the source of this 252-nucleotide messenger RNA. The record is from the annotation of a GenBank genome assembly. Lineage: Eukaryota; Fungi; Glomeromycota; Glomeromycetes; Diversisporales; Gigasporaceae.